Messenger RNA from Drosophila obscura, 3382 nucleotides. It is a transcript of the gene Mtr4, whose product is annotated as exosome RNA helicase MTR4. Gene Ontology annotation, biological process: RNA catabolic process; maturation of 5.8S rRNA. Gene Ontology annotation, molecular function: RNA helicase activity; ATP binding; RNA binding. The transcript has 2 exons. The coding region runs from base 54 to 3221 and encodes 1055 amino acids. Gene Ontology annotation, cellular component: nucleus. The record is from RefSeq and is a predicted model, not a curated record. Lineage: Eukaryota; Metazoa; Arthropoda; Insecta; Diptera; Drosophilidae.
UUUGACACCUCCAGUUCACAUGUGCGAUUUAAAAAACAAAAAAUAAUUAAAUCAUGGAUAUUGACGAGUUAUUUGAUUGCUUUGCCGAAGUGCCGCCGGAGAGCCUGGAGCCGCCCACGACUGGUCCCAGCAAGGCUGAGCCUGCCACAGACAAAGCCGCCAAAAAGGCGGCCAAGCGUCCGGCCGACGAAGCGUCCAAUGGGGAAAAGCACGAGGAGCAGCAGCUGCAGCAGGAGGAGGAGGAGGAGGAGGAAGCCACCAAGCGCUUGAAGAAGGAGGAGGAUGGUGGAUCCAAGAAGAGUGAGGAUGAGGAGGAAGAUGUGGAGGAGGUGACCUCCUUGGAUGUGGAUGAUUCCGGCGCUCUAGAGGUCCUGCGCACACGCAUCGUCACACACCUGCUGGAGGCGCCCGAGUCGUGCACCCACGAGGUGGCUGCCCACCCCGAUCAGGAGUAUAUUCCGCUGCAGCCGUUUGCCGGCAUUCCGGCCAAGGAGUAUUCCUUCGUGCUGGACCCCUUCCAGCGUCAGGCCAUCCUCUGCAUCGACAACUCCCAGAGCGUCCUGGUGUCGGCCCACACCUCGGCGGGCAAGACUGUGGUGGCAGAGUACGCUAUCGCCAAGUCGCUGGCGGCCAAGCAGCGCGUGAUCUACACGACGCCCAUCAAGGCGCUGUCCAACCAGAAGUUCCGCGAGUUCACAGACGAGUUCAAGGACGUCGGCCUAGUCACGGGCGACGUGACCAUCAAUCCCUCGGCCUCGUGCCUCAUCAUGACCACGGAGAUCCUCAGGAACAUGCUGUACCGCGGCAGCGAGAUCAUGCGCGAGGUGGGCUGGGUGGUCUUCGACGAGAUCCACUACAUGCGCGACAAGGAGCGCGGCGUGGUCUGGGAGGAGACGCUCAUCCUGCUGCCGGACAACGUGCGCUAUGUCUUCCUCUCGGCCACCAUCCCGAAUGCCCGGCAGUUCGCCGAGUGGGUCUGCCACCUGCACAAGCAGCCCUGCCAUGUCGUCUACACGGACUACCGCCCCACGCCGCUGCAGCACUACAUCUUUCCCGCUGGUGGCGACGGCAUCCACCUGAUUGUCGACGAGAAGGGGCAGUUCAAGGAGGAUAACUUCACCACAGCCAUGGCGGUGCUGGCCAAUGCGGGGGAGGCGGCCAAGGGCGAUCAGAAGGGACGCAAGGGCGGCAUCAAGGGCCACAAUUCGGGACAGACGAACAUCUUCAAGAUCGUCAAGAUGAUCAUGGAGCGAAACUUUGCCCCGGUGAUCAUUUUCUCGUUCAGCAAGAAGGACUGCGAAAUCUUUGCCAUGCAGAUGGCCAAACUGGACUUCAACUCGACCGACGAGAAGAAGCUGGUGGACGAGGUCUUCAACAAUGCUAUGGACGUGCUCUCCGACGAGGAUCGCCGCCUGCCGCAGGUGGAGAACGUUCUGCCGCUGCUGCGUCGAGGCAUUGGCAUCCAUCACGGCGGGCUGCUGCCCAUCCUGAAGGAGACCAUUGAGAUACUGUUCGGCGAGGGCCUCAUCAAGGCGCUUUUUGCCACCGAAACGUUUGCCAUGGGCCUGAACAUGCCGGCCAGGACUGUGCUCUUCACCGCACCCCGCAAGUUCGAUGGCAAGGACUUCCGCUGGAUCAGCUCCGGGGAGUACAUCCAGAUGGCGGGUCGCGCCGGUCGUCGUGGCCUGGACGACAAGGGCAUUGUCAUCCUGAUGAUCGACGAGAAGGUCUCGCCGGCCGUGGGCCGGGACAUAGUGCAGGGCAAGGCCGAUCCCAUCAACUCUGCCUUCCACUUGACCUACAACAUGGUUCUCAACCUGCUGCGCGUGGAGGAAAUAAAUCCGGAGUACAUGCUGGAGCGGAGCUUCUACCAGUUCCAGAACCAGGCCGCCCUGCCCAGCCUCCACGAACAGGUGCAGCAGAAGACCCUCGAGCUGAACAAGCUGAGCAUCAAGGACGAGCACAACAUUGCCUCCUAUCACCACAUCCGCGAACAGCUGGAGAGCCAUGGCAAGCAGUUCCGCCAGUGGCUGACUCGACCACAGUACCUGCUGCCCUUCCUGCAGCCCGGCAGGCUGGUCAAAGUGUCGGCCGGCACACAGGAGUACGACUGGGGGAUUGUCCUUAACUUCAAGAAGCAGGAUCAGAGCCGCAAGAACCCCCUCAAGAGUGAGCCCAGCGUCACCAUCGACGUCCUGCUGCACGUGAGCGAGGCUGCCGCCAAGUCCGGCGACACUGAGCCCUGCCAGCCCAACGAGCGCGGCUGCAUGGAGGUCGUGCCGGUGGCCCACACGCUCAUUACACAGAUCAGCUCGAUUCGGGUGUACUUCCCCAACGAUUUGCGCAGCGCCGACAACCGGCGCGCCGUCCUGAAGACCAUCCAGGAGGCCAAGAAGCGGUUCCCCCUGGGACCGCCCGUGCUGAAUCCCAUCGACGACAUGAACAUCAAGGAUCGCGAAUUUCGCGACAUUGUGGAUGCCAUUGCCCAGUUUGAGUCGCGCCUCGAAGAGCAUCCGCUGCACAAUUCGGCCGAGCUGGGGCGCAUCCACAAGCGCUACCAGGACAAGGUGAAGCUGCAGGCGCAGCUAACGGCCAUCAAGGUGGAGCUGAAGGCCGCCCGCAGUCUGCUGCAGAUGGAGGAGCUGAAGCAUCGCAAGCGCGUGCUGCGCCGAAUGGGCUACUGCAAGCCGGGCGAUGUCAUCGAGUUCAAGGGCCGCGUGGCCUGCGAGCUGAGCUCGGCGGAUGAGCUGCUGAUGACCGAGAUGAUAUUUAAUGGUGUGUUCAACGAUCUGACUGCUCCGCAGGCGGUGGCCCUGCUCUCGUGCUUUGUCUGCGACGAGAAGUCCCAAGAGGCGCCCAAGAGCGCCACAGAGCUCUCGGGCCCGCUGCGCUCCAUGCAGGAUCUGGCGCGACGCAUUGCCAAGGUGUCGUCCGAGUGCAAGCUGGAGCUGGACGCAGACAGCUAUGUGGACAAGUUCAAGCCCUUCCUCAUGGACGUGGUGCUGGCCUGGUGCAAGGGCUCCAGUUUCCUGGCCGUCUGCAAAAUGACCGACAUCUUCGAGGGCUCCAUCAUCCGCUGCAUGCGUCGGCUGGAGGAGCUGUUGCGGCAGAUGUGCCAGGCCUCAAAAACCAUCGGAAACACGGACCUGGAGAACAAGUUCUCGGAGGGCAUUCGACUGCUCAAGCGCGACAUUGUCUUUGCCGCCUCGCUCUAUCUAUAGGCGAUAUAGUUUUUAGACUUCCACAAUAUUUCAACAUACACAAAUGAUGUAGAUAAUUAAUCUAAUCCUAGUGUCAACCCUGCUACUAGGGGUUGUUUUUAUACGCGUAUUUGAAUUACUUGCAGAAAAGCGAAAAUAAAUAUUUGAUUUAUUUUAUGCGA